UUGUCGUACAGUGUCUUUUCCCCGGAGCCCUGACUACUACCGACCGGAGCGCUGCGGCCCGAGUCUGACGGAGUUCCUCACGGCCGGGGCGUCCGCGUACACGGCUCUGAGCACCGGCAUAAAAUGUUACCUUUAUCUAUCAAAGAUGACGAAUACAAGCCUCCCAAAUUUAACCUCCUCGUCAAGAUCUCGGGGUGGUUUCGGUCCAUUCUGUCGGACAAAACGUCCCGAAACCUGUUCUUCUUCCUCUGUCUGAACCUGUCCUUCGCCUUUGUGGAGCUCCUCUACGGCCUCUGGAGUAACAGUUUAGGCCUUAUAUCGGACUCCUUCCACAUGUUCUUCGAUUGCACAGCGCUUCUGGCAGGCCUGGCAGCCUCAGUCAUUUCCCGAUGGAGAUCCAAUGACUCCUUCUCCUACGGGUAUGUGAGAGCAGAAGUUCUGGCUGGCUUUGUCAAUGGCCUCUUCCUCAUCUUCACUGCCUUUUUUAUCUUCUCUGAGGGAGUAGAGAGGGCCCUGGAGCCCCCAGACGUGCACCAUGAGCGUCUGCUGCCUGUCUCCAUUGGUGGGUUGCUGGUCAACCUUGUAGGCAUCUUUGUCUUUCAACACGGGGGUCACGGGCACUCACAUGGGGGUGAUGACGGCCACGGUCACAGUCACUCCCUGUUCAAUGGUUCUGUGAGUCAUGGCCACAGCCAUGGCCAUGGAGGUUUUGGCCACAGCCAUGACUCCAAACAUGGGCAUGGACAUGGGCACGGACAUGGACACAGCCAUGGAGGGCAUGGGGGACACAGCCAUGGAGGGCAUGAGGAUCACAGCCAUGGAGUGCAUGAGGGUCACAGCCAUGGACAUGGGCACACACACGAAGAGCACUGUCACGAUGAUCACUCUCAUACUCCAGGAAAAGGCUCCAGCAAACAGAUACUACAAGGUGUUUUCCUACACAUCGUAGCAGACACGCUGGGUAGCAUCGGUGUCAUCAUUUCUGCUAUCCUGAUGCAAAAGUAUGACCUAAUGAUUGCCGAUCCCAUCUGCUCCAUGUUGAUCGCGCUUCUCAUUGGUGUCAGUGUGGUCCCCUUGCUGAAGGAGUCUAUUGGGAUUCUCAUGCAGCGCACCCCUCCAUCUCUAGAUCACGUCCUCCCAGAGUGCUACCAGCGGGUCCAGCAGCUGCAAGGUGUGUAUAAUCUUCAGGAACCUCACUUCUGGACUCUGUGCACAGAUGUCUACGUUGGCACCAUCAAAUUGCUGGUGGCCCCCGAUGCUGAUGGCCGCUGGAUUCUAAGCCAAACGCACAACAUCUUCACACAGGCCGGAGUCAGGCAGCUGUAUGUUCAGAUCGACGUUGCGGCCAUGUAGUGUCAAGAGUGUUCUUCCCCGCCCUGUCUCUCUAUCCCUUCCUCUCACUCUCUCUUUCGGGACUCCUGGGACCAAAGCCGUUUGUGCUGCUGUGAAGAGCAUCUCCAUCUUAAACCGCGUUCUGGAUUUUUGAAGUCUCCAUCCAAUAACCAGGGACCAAGAUGGAACCAUGUACACCCAGCUCUUUCCAGGAAAUUUA
This is a messenger RNA of Scleropages formosus (Asian bonytongue), 1552 nucleotides long. RefSeq names its product solute carrier family 30 member 7 (gene slc30a7). NCBI's taxonomy places the organism in Eukaryota, Metazoa, Chordata, Actinopteri, Osteoglossiformes, Osteoglossidae. The coding region runs from base 124 to 1353 and encodes 409 amino acids. The record is from RefSeq and is a predicted model, not a curated record. Gene Ontology annotation, cellular component: membrane; cytoplasmic vesicle; Golgi apparatus. The transcript is spliced from 11 exons. Gene Ontology annotation, biological process: intracellular zinc ion homeostasis; zinc ion import into Golgi lumen. Gene Ontology annotation, molecular function: zinc ion transmembrane transporter activity.